UAAACCCAAGCAGUAACACGCACAAACCUGGUGAUUCUCAAUCCGCUGAACAGUGUUCGCUCUCUCAAUCAUUGUGUCAAGAGUAUUUGUGCAUGAAAACAGCUUUACAUUGAACCACAACUACGGAAUUAUAUUUAGCUUGCGAAAUUUCGAACUACUUAAUGAUAAAUUUCAAUGCUUUUCAUUGAUAGGAGGGGGAUAUUCUAAUUAGUAAUUACCAUCCUUUCCAACUACAUGGUAGACCUUGACCUGUUUGUUCCGGGAGAAGCAUUAUUAAGAACUUGGAAAAAGAGGCGGUAAUGCGUUAGAGCAGUUAGUUUGUUCCGAUGGGGUGGAGAUCACGAUCCUACGCUGGCCUCUUUCUGUCAGUAGUAAGGAUUGUGAAGUCACAUUCGGUGCCGGUCUCUCAAAAGUCCAAAGUAUUUUAUUAUUCAGCUCCAGGUGUUUUAAAAGGUUGUUUUAGUAAUGUCUAUGUGAUGAAUUUUCAAGCAAUUAGAACAUAUGCUCGAGGUGGACGCAAAGAUUAUGAUCUCUUUAGCAGCAGAAAACCAGGGAGUGCAGAUUUCAGGAAAGCCUGGGCGAAGGAGAUGGAUGAAGAUAACACUCUAUGGACAGGAAGCGAAGAUGAAACUGAUGAAGAAAAUGACUCAAAGAGUCAUCUUGAUAAAGAGAUUAGGAAGGCAAGACAGCAAGCUAAAGAACACGCAGAUCUGAUCGAUGCUGAUGACAGUGAUGAGUUAAGAAGUGUUUGGUCUGACACCGAUGAAGAGAAGACGCUGUGGACUGGUGAUGAAAUGGAUAGUGAUGAUGACAUUCCUACAGAAGCUUAUCCAAAUGAAAAAAGUGAUAAGUACAUAGAUAAAUUGUUUGAGUUUGAUGAAAUGCCGAAAUAUAGAACCAUCUCAGAGAUGUUGAAAGCCGAACAAGAACCGGAAGAGUUAUCACCAGGAAAGCAAGCUCGGAAGAUCGCUGUUGAGAAUGCUCUCAAGAAGCUAAAGAAAGGUCCAGAUGGGAGGUACACCAAUGUAUGGGAAGUAAUGAGUGACUUGGACAUUCUUAUUGGAGCAUUUGAGAAUGUUGUUUCAGGUCCAGAGUAUACAGAGCUUCGAGAAGGAGGGCCUAAACAAUUGAAUAUGCAGUUUUUCAAGGACAUACAAGCACGUAUGAGAGAUCCAAAUUACAAAUUCUCACCUGAGUUGAAAUUGAGACCAAAGAGUAAACUGGUCCCGAGAAAAAAAUGGCAAAAAGCACAGGCUAGAAGGAGAAAAGCACAAAAGAGGUAAAAGCCAAUGGGCUUACAUUCUAGUUUACCUUUGUACUACUUAUGCUACUUUUUUAAGGUAAUGUUUGUUUCCAGAGACUGGGAUUGGGACUUAGUAUUGUGUUUGGUGGCCUAAGACUAGAACUAAAAUUUCAGUCCCGGAACACAAAAUUCCCUUUAGUACCUCCAGAAAAUGGGAACACAGGGGGCUGAAAUUUUUGGGAAUGGAGAUAGAAACUUUAAUAACAUUUCCUCUCAAAAAUACCCUUAUUUAACUUUUCAAAUUCCAAAUCUACAUUUUAAUCUCCGUAUUUAUGUUAAACUAAAUAUAAUAUGGAGACAAAACUCAGUUCAGUACAUUUUACAUCAAACACAGUGCAAAGACUUAAUUUAGUCUCUAUUUCCGAGUCUCAGUUUCCCUUCCAAACGUAGCCUAAUAGAUUAGAAUACAACAACAACAAAGGCUUAUCCUAUUAGGGUUGUUUUUGAGUUGGGGUUUUACGGGAAAAAGGGAAGGAAAGGAAAGGCUUGUAGUGUUAAACUUUAAAUUUUUUACAUUACAAUCCCCUUCUUUUCCUACUCUUCCCAUCCCUCCAAGAUGCCAGCUCGCAAACAACCCUCUUAGACAAGGUCGGCUACAUAAUUAAAUGCAUAGUUUAGUCAAUUUAUAGUUAAACCUUUGUAAUAUUGGAUGGGAAUGAUGUAUACCAAUUGAUUAGAUAUUUCACUAUUUAAUCCAUGCAUGAAUAUUCUUAGUAUACAUAUAUACAGUGAUGCAGAAUUCUAGUAGUCAUAUUUAGUAUGUAUUGUGUGUAUAUUUGAUUAGUCUUGAAGUCAUGUCUCUCUUAGUUUUUAGCUCUUUGGAGUAUAUAAUUUUAUGGUUUCCAAUGCUAUGAAAUUGAAAUUCUAACCUAUAGUACCGAUGCUAGGAAAAGUAUGUAGUCAAAACUGAAACAAAUGUUAGUGAAGUGCCUAGUCUAGACUAUAGCAAAUGUCUACGAUAAUAAUUGAUGUAUUCUACUAGACUAAGGACUUUUAUUAAUAG
Molecule: messenger RNA, 2306 nt
Organism: Arachis duranensis
Lineage: Eukaryota; Viridiplantae; Streptophyta; Magnoliopsida; Fabales; Fabaceae
Exons: 4
Coding region: 327-1283 (318 amino acids)
Source: RefSeq, a predicted model, not a curated record